Molecule: messenger RNA, 3300 nt
Organism: Cygnus atratus (black swan)
Lineage: Eukaryota; Metazoa; Chordata; Aves; Anseriformes; Anatidae
Gene: RGSL1
Product: regulator of G protein signaling like 1
Exons: 21
Coding region: 1-3300 (1099 amino acids)
Source: RefSeq, a predicted model, not a curated record
AUGACGGCCACCGCAACCAUAGCCUCUACGGACAUGGGGCUGCUGCUGAGAGAUGAAGUUUUUGUCGACUUUUUCAACACGUUUCUGAAUCUUCCUGUGUUUGGCCAGACGCCCCUUUACACCAGCAGCACGGGGCAGUGGGACCUCUGGCCAGAGCUGCCCAGCCACCUGGAUGCCAGCCCCCCGGCUUUGCUGGCCUGGCUGGCGAAGCACCGCCUGCCUCACUUCUGCAGAUCCAGCCUCUGCCUCCACCUCGUCCUCUGCCAGAAGCUCCUGGGUUUCGUGCGGUCGGAGGAAGCAGAGAAACUGCUGAACUGGCGGAGCGCGGACCGGUGGCUGCUGGAGAAGUGCAUCAGCGGCAGCCAGGGCAUGUGGCGCUUCCGAGCCUCCACGCAGGGAACGGCAGGGGAGGAAUUGACCAACUUCUGGCUCAGCACCGAAAGGCUACUGGGGCUCGACGAGUCGGACGCAGCACAGCAGGACCUCUACCUGUCCCUUCUCCACAGGCUGAAAGCCACCCACCUGCGCGAAGGCUCCAGCGUCCUCACCCUCUGCAGCACCCUCGCUGGGUCAUCACGCAAAGUCAGGCACGUCGGGUCCAUCGGCACCCGGAGGGAGAUGCUAGUCAAGAUGCAGCAACGGGCCCUGUUUAUAAUUCAGAGUUACUGGCUCCCUAAAUUCUUCAUCCAGUGCAAGAUGGGCAUGGAAGAAGAGAAGUCGUGUUGGCCUCUGCUGCAGGAAUACCGGGAGCGGUUGGCGCAGGGCACCAUGCAGGAGCCCCUGGGCGUUUCGGACGAUCUCUUCACAAUGCACGUUACAAAGAGCCAAGACUCGUCAAGGCCCUACUGCAGCAAGAAGGCCAAAGAGGAGAUCUGGGCUCUUGUCAAGGAGGGAAGAGACACCCCAGAAGCGAAGACAAGCUUUCAGACACAACCAGAGAGGCAGCCAGGGCCAGCUGGGAGCGUGAAGGGAUCGCAGCUGGGUAAGGAGGCUUUGGGACUGGGUCCUGCAAACGCUGCCUUUGGGGGCAAAGGGGGAGCAACCUCUCCCAAAAGACCUAGACCCAAGGCAGAGCUGGCCUUCUAUCUGGAGGACCUCUGUGAAGAGAAAGUCCUCUCUAGCCUGCGUUCCUCUGCACCUCUCGCCAAGCUGCCAACCCCAAAAAGGCCGGCCAAGACCCUGCGCUUCCUCCCCUGGGCCCUCAGCGCAGACAGCUGUGCAGGACGGCCCUUCAGGGACUUCUUGAAGUGCCAGGGACAGACCACGGAGACUCGUCUCCUGGACCUGUGGCACGACCUGGAGGAAUUUCUGCCUGUGGUGCUGGACCCCAGCAGAGAAAACAGUUUCUCCCUGCGCCAUUUGAUCGCGGACAGGAUACGCAAGACCUACCUGGAGGAGAGCGCCAUCCAGCAGCUUCCCCUGGUGGCGAGGACUCUGCAGGGCCUGCGGAACCACCUGGCUUCUGGGGAGUUCACCCCCUGGAUAUUCAGAGCCCAGAAAGAGAUUUGCAAGGUCCUCUGCGUCUUCUAUGAGAAAUUUCUGGCUGACGAUGACAAGACCUUCCUCCAGUUUAUGUCUCCGCAGAGCGAUGUCCCAGCACCCAAGGUGCAAGGACAUGCUGUCAGGAAAGAGCAGUGUUUCCUCCUGUCUGAGCGGAUAAACGAAUCCUUGAAGCUGAGCCAGGCCUUGCAUGGCACGAGCAACUUGGAAGGCCUCUCCUCCGAGCACUGGCGAGCCUUGGCCACUCAGCACCUCCAGCAAGGGGGCUCCAUCCAGGCAGAGACGGAUCUGGUGAGCAUGGCCGAUGCAGACUCCCAGAAGAUGACAUCAAAUGAGCCGGCCGCUCAGAAAGCCCAGCUGGCUGUGGAUAGCCCAAGCAAGGAUAAUGAGAUUUUGUCUCCCAAAAGCCCACCGCUUGCCGCUGACCUCGAGAACAAAAAGAAGAGGACUGCUCCCGGGAGAAAAACCAAAUCGAGUGCCACAAAGGUCACCUCUGUCAUGGUAGAGAAGCCAGCUAAAAGACCCAGGCACUUUGUGAAGGUGCUGCACAACCCUGCCCACCUGCACUACUUCAGGCAGUUCCUCGAGGAGCGCAACGCAGAUGAACCUCUGCGUUUCUGGAUGGCCAUGGAGAAGCUAGUCGCAGAGCCCAAUGCCAAGAUGAAGAGCGCCCUCAUUAGCAGCAUCGUCAGAAAUUAUUUCCACGGUGACAUCCCAGCUGAGGAACACCUGGACUGCCACUCUUCUAUCAUCAAAGAAAUCAGGGAUGCUGAAGUAGUCACACCCUUCAUGUUGAUGACAGCCCAGGUCUUUGUCCAGAAAGCAAUGGAAAAACGAUGGUUUAAGGAGUACCAGGAUCUGUUUCCCCCGAGUGACACACCCAAGUCUAACCUUCGUUUGCGGCAUGGGAUGGGGAACUUCACGACAGACAGCCUGAGGUGGGCCUGGUUUGCCAUCCACGACAUCGUCAAGAGCAUCUGCAAGUUCCAUCGGGAGAUGAACAGCGACAAGUGCCGCAUGGAGUUCGAGAGCUUUCUGCGGAAGGAAAGAGAAAAUGAGGAGGAAAACCUGCCCGCCACCUCGGUGCACAGCAGCAGCACCAUGAGCAUGUUCCGCUCCCACGCCGUCUCCAGCAGCUCCCUGCAGGACAAGGACGUGGCUCUGGUGAAACGCCAGCUCUUUAACAACCAGCUCAUUACCGUCAACUUCCUCGUCGAUGACCUCCGCUUUUAUCUGGAGAUCGACAAGUUUUCCAGGCUGGCUGAUUCGGCCGAAGCUUUGGCAGCCCGUGACAUGCGCUCAGAAAAGGAAGUCGCCUUUCUCAAAAGGAAAGCUGCCAUCAUCAGCAAGCUCUUCCUGAACUCCGACAUCCCCCCUAAACUGCGGGUGAACAUCUCUGAAGAUGACAGAGACCUAAUCUGGAGCCUGUCUUCCAAAGGGUUGCUGAACCGCCUCCUCUACCACAGGGCCAAGGUCACCCUCCUCCCCGUCCUGAUACACUUCUGGAAAAGGUUCUGCAACUGGAAGGUGAUGAAGAGCUUUCGGGUCUCCACAGUGGAGAGGGAGCCAGCCUCGUUGCCCAGUAUAAAAGCCUGUUCCGAAGUAUCUGACAUCUACAAUCCAAGCAAUCACGUUGUCAUCGUGUUCACGCUCCUGGGAGGGAUCCGCAUCCUGCUGCCACAGUCCCAGAAGAAAAAGGAGCUGCUCAGGGGGAAGGACAGAUACCCCAGCACCCUGUCCACGCUGAGCAGGGCAAGGAGGUGCUCCAAGGAAGCUGAGCAGCCAGGACACGCCACGUAG